AUGGCUCGGAGUGUUUUUGUGUCAAACUCAUCUCUUUUGCAACCAACGUGCCUGCCCCAGCAAAUAUCAAGGCAGUUCUCUAUGCUUGAGAGGGGUGUAUUGUCAGAUCGACAAUCAGGAAAGGCUUCUAUAGCGGCACCGAUUGCAACAAUAAAUUCCGAGAUGAGAUCUGGUACUAUAGUUGCACCAGUGGUGGUGACAAAGGCCACAACUAGUUUCAAUUUGGCUCGCAUGUGGAGAGAGAUUCAAGGUUCAAAUGAUUGGGAAGAUCUUGUUGAGCCAUUGAAUCCACUCCUCCGAGAAGAGAUCAUAAGGUAUGGAGAAUUUGUCGCAGCAUGCUACAAGGCAUUCGAUCUCCACCCAAGAUCAAAACGCUACUUGAAUUGUAAGUAUGGAAAGAAUAGCAUGUUGAAAGAAGUUGGCAUGGAGGGUUGUGGUUACAGGGUAACCAAGUACAUCUAUGCAACCCCCAACAUAAAUAUUCCCAUCCAAAAUUGGACUUCUUGUAGCCGUUGGAUUGGAUAUGUCGCAGUCUCUUCUGAUGAUCAAGUCAAGAGGCUGGGAAGAAGAGAUGUAGUCAUAGCCUUCCGUGGAACUGUUACAAACAGUGAAUGGAUUGCGAAUUUCAUGAGUUCAUUGACUACUGCGCGGUUAGACCCUCAAAAUCCACGGCUCGACGUUAAGGUGGAGUUGGGCUUUCUGAACUUGUAUACUUCAGCUGAUGAUAGCACUUCCAAGUUCGGCCAUGGAAGUUGUCGAGAACAGCUUCUAUCUGAAAUAUCACGAAUUAAAAAUGAGUACAAGAAUGAGCAGCUGAGCAUUACAGUGGCUGGACAUAGCAUGGGAAGUGCUCUAGCCUUGCUUCUUGCAUAUGAUAUUACAGAGCUUGGGUUGAACAAAACCCAAUCAGACCAUGGAAUACCCACUACAGUUUACUCAUUUGGGGGGCCGAGGGUUGGGAAUUCCAGCUUCAAGGAGAGAUGCAAAGAACUUGGAGCGAAGGUUCUGAGGAUAGUGAAUGUGAAUGACCCCAUCACCAAGCUUCCUGGGGUUUUUCUCAAUGAGAAUUUUAGGGUUCUAGGAGGAAGAUAUGAGCUUCCUUGGAGUUCUUCAUGUUAUGCCCAUGUGGGAGUUGAGAUAGCUCUUAAUUUUAUCAAGAUGCAAAACCCUUCAUGUGUUCAUGACAUGGAGACUUACAUUGACCUAUUGAGAUGCCCUGAAAGGGUGCCAGUUCAUAGGGGUGAGCCUGAUUUUCUCAACAAGGCUAGGGAAUUCUUCAGUGCAGAAAAGCUGGAAAGGUGGCCAUGGAAAAAUUCUGCAAGAAACAAGGAUAACUUGGUUUAA
This is a messenger RNA of Magnolia sinica, 1344 nucleotides long. Its product is annotated as phospholipase A1-Ialpha2, chloroplastic-like. Gene Ontology annotation, biological process: lipid metabolic process. Bases 1 to 1344 code for a protein of 447 amino acids. The transcript has a single exon. Lineage: Eukaryota; Viridiplantae; Streptophyta; Magnoliopsida; Magnoliales; Magnoliaceae. The record is from RefSeq and is a predicted model, not a curated record. Gene Ontology annotation, molecular function: glycerophospholipid phospholipase A1 activity. Gene Ontology annotation, cellular component: chloroplast.